Haplochromis burtoni (Burton's mouthbrooder) is the source of this 1676-nucleotide messenger RNA. RefSeq names its product programmed cell death 10a (gene pdcd10a). NCBI's taxonomy places the organism in Eukaryota, Metazoa, Chordata, Actinopteri, Cichliformes, Cichlidae. The record is from RefSeq and is a predicted model, not a curated record. Gene Ontology annotation, molecular function: protein kinase binding. Gene Ontology annotation, cellular component: Golgi apparatus; FAR/SIP/STRIPAK complex. Gene Ontology annotation, biological process: regulation of Golgi organization; positive regulation of MAP kinase activity.
AUUAGACAAUAAAACUUCCUGAACGAGACACAACCCAAAACAAGACGGGAAGAUAACUCAACAACACGUCCCCGCCUUCAUUCAGCUUUAUUUAGUCGCACUUCAUAAGGAGGCAACUGGAGUGCUAACAGAACAGAUUGAAUCACCUGCUCUCGAAGCUGCUGUUCUAACGUUAGUUCGUUACCUAUAGACGUAAUUUGCUGUUUUCCGGUCAACGGUCCGCCGCUUCUCUCAUCACUGGCAACCAUCUUUUAUCAGAUCCUUGUCUGCUCCCAUUCUGUCAGUCUUCAUGACUGAUUGAAUGCAGUGAAACCGGCAUCAGUGGACGAGUGCACGCACAGGGGUCCAUCGAUUGGUCAAGGAUGACCAUGGGAGACAUGAAGAAUGAUGCAGCUGCUGCCUCGCUGGCUCCGAUGGCUCUCUACACAGUGAUGUUUCCUGUUUUUAAGGAGAGUUGAUGAUUGACAGGAAAGAGCCAGAGUUCCAGGAGCUGAACGAGAGGGCCCGAGCUCUGAAACAUAUCCUAAGCACCCUGCCUGAUGAGAUCAAUGACCGAAUGGGCUUGCUACAUACCAUCAAAGAUGUUGCCAGUGCCAUCAAGGAGCUGCUAAACACUGUUAAUACUGUCUUAAGGAAAUACCAACAUCAGAACAGACGGGUAGUGGAACAGCAGAAGAAAGAGUUUGUGAAAUACUCCAAGAGCUUCAGUGACACUCUCAAAACCUACUUCAAAGAUGGAAAAGCAGUAAAUGUGUUUGUCAGCGCCAACCAGCUCACCCACCAAAUCAACAUGAUAAUGCGGGCCUUCAAGACUGGCGGCCCAGCGGCAGCGGCCCGAGAAGACGCGAAGAACAGACGCGCGCAGACACAGGAGAAGCGUUUUCAUUAGAGGACAGGCGAAACAAGGCUUUUUAUUUGUAAAGGUGUUUUAUAAUUUUUUUGGGGGGGCUGUAUAAUUUAUAAUUCUGUGGCUCUGAGGGGAGAUCAGGUAGUUUCAAGUUUCAAAGCAAGUCAGGCUGACAGUAAUUGCUGGGGAUUUUUUUUUUUUUUUUUUUUACUCUCUUUAAUGUUGUUCUUUUAUCAGAUUCUUAAGUCAAUAUUUUCUACGCUCCCCUCUGCAUUUUCCACUCUGUUCAGAUCAUGUCAGUGUUUCCCUUGUCCUUAAAAGUUUGGCAAUUGCAUAUAAGUCCUUAAAAGUUAUCAUUUUGGCAAUUACUAAUAUCCAGCCAAUACGGUUUGUAGUCAUUUGUAAUUUGAUUGAUUUGCCAAAGACCAAGAUGCUAUCUUUAAAUGUUUCGUUUUUGUUAUUUUGGUCUGACCAAAAGCCCACUAAUUCUAACCCUUUUUCUUUAGCUCCCCAUAGGUAUUAUCUAUAUGUGCCAUGUGUAUAUACAUGUAUACUUAACUGGACUUCUCUCGCUGUCUUGUAUUUUAAUGUUUCCAGCUAGAGCGUUACUACUCCAAAGCUGCAGAUUUCAAUUCAUUUCAAAUGAGUGACGACUUAACCUUCACAUGUUUACACAGAUGUCUCUGAUUAUGAACAUAUUGUCUCUUUGUCAACUUCUGUUCAACUCCUACUCUGUAGUUUUCAUGACGUUUUCAAGGCCAGUGAAAAUAAAAUGAAGGGACCUGAACUUCUUUGAGAACUCUUAAAGAAGUCAUGACGAGUUAAACCA